Molecule: messenger RNA, 1443 nt
Organism: Cucurbita pepo subsp. pepo (vegetable marrow)
Lineage: Eukaryota; Viridiplantae; Streptophyta; Magnoliopsida; Cucurbitales; Cucurbitaceae
Product: putative sodium/metabolite cotransporter BASS2, chloroplastic
Cellular component (GO): membrane
Source: RefSeq, a predicted model, not a curated record
CCAAACCAACACAAAAUUCUUCAUAAUGUCUUCUAUUUUUCUGCAAUUCACCCCCUUCUUGUCCCAAUCUCUCCACACCCACCGCAAGCUCCGCCGUUACAGACCCCCCACCCCUCUUUUCCGGCCGUCAAAGCCCCCCGGACACCUCGCCGUCCGAGCACUUCAACGGAAAACAGAGCUUCCAUCUCUUCCAACGCCGCCGCAGAAACCAACCCCUGUGGCCAAAUUCGUGUCCACGGCGGCAGGGCUGUUCCCUCUGUAUAUCACGGCUGGUGGCGUUGUUGCGUGCCUGAAACCGUCGACGUUCUCGUGGUUCGUGCGGAGAGGGCCUGGUUCUUAUAGCUUGGCUCUUGGGUUGGUUAUGUUGGCCAUGGGACUCACUCUGGAGCUCAAGGAUUUGUUCACUCUGUUCAUGGAGAGGCCGCUUUCUAUAUUAUAUGUAUGUAUAGCUCAAUUCACAAUUAUGCCGGUGGUCGGAGCUCUCAUCGGAAAAUAUCUUGGCCUUCCGCCGCCGCUUUCCGUCGGGUUGGUCUUGCUCGGAUGUUGUCCUGGAGGGAUUGCUUCGAGUGUGGUGACGUUAAUAGCUCGAGGCGACGUUCCUUUAUCGAUUAUAAUGACGGUAUGCACCACUCUGGGAGCCGUAAUUCUCACUCCCUUUCUCACUAAAACGCUCGUUGGAGCUUUCGUUCCGGUCAACGCUUUGAAGCUGUCUCUCAGCACUCUUCAGGUGGUGGUAGCUCCCAUUUUGUUGGGUUCUUACUUGCAGAAAGCUUAUCCAAAGCUUGUGAAACGAAUUGUGACAUUUUCGCCACUUGUUGCUGUCUUAACUUCGUCACUUCUUGCUUGCAGUGUUUUUUCAGAGAAUUUCGUUCGAUUUAAAUCAUCACUUGUUAGUUCGACGUUGGGUUCCGACGGAUCUUCAUGGAUUGGUGUUAAAACGAUAUUGUCCGGAGAGUUGGGAGCUGUAAUACUUUCGGUGUUUUUGUUGCACCUCGUUGGUUUCUUUGUCGGCUACACAAUAGCCGCAAUCGGUGGAUUUCAAGAACGAGAACGGAGAGCAAUAUCCCUUGAGGUCGGGAUGCAAAAUUCAUCAUUGGGAGUAGUAUUGGCAACAGCCCAUUUCAGUUCAGCAAUGGUGGCAUUGCCUCCAGCAAUGUCAGCGGUGAUAAUGAACAUGAUGGGUAGCAGCCUCGGGUCUUUAUGGAGAAAUAUUCCGCCCACUGUUGCAGAGGCUGCCCAGUGAAACCCCCACACACUGUUUGCUUCACAAUAUGGAGGGGCCUUUCUGGGGCAUUGGUUAUCAGAAUUUGACGGCUGAGAUUCAUUCGUCGGAGUUCUGUACUGACAUCUGAUGGCUAUCAAAUCAAGACUGUCGCCAUGGACUGUCGUCACCUUGCACACUGACUCCACUUUGUCAUCUUGCAUCUCUGUCUCUCUUACAAU